GCAGUUCUAGCGGUUGCCGCUAGCUUUAAGCUAACCUACACAGUAGAGCUAAUGAGACUCAACGUUAGAAUUAAUUAACGUAUUUGACGACAAAGUUUUUACAUAUUUUGACCUGUUUAAAGAAACAUUCAUUUUAACCCGUUAGCGGAUCCUGUUAGCAUCUUUAUAAACAGUUUUUAUUUAGCAUUGACGCUCUAAUUUUGUACUAAAAGAGCUGCUGCAGGCAGCUAGCUCCCAGUAAUAGCAUCCUCAUUCACCGUCUAUGGUUAGCAUCAGUUAGCUCCGGUAGCAGUUAGCUCGUUGGGCUAACUCAGCAGGAUGGAUCUAUUCGACGACCUACCGGAACCGACACAGACCUCCGGUCCAGUUCCAGCAGCUCAACCCCAGAACACCAAAGAAGAAGAAGAGGAAGAGGAGGAAGAGCAGGGGUUAAAACGGAAGCGAGACGAUGCGGACCAUCACGGUGAUAAACCAGAGGAUCAGGAGGACCGUGGGGAGAUCAAGAAAGUUUGUAGAGAAGGCCUCCCCAGGCUCAGAGGCUUCGUGGCGGCCAGACGAGGCGAACGCGAUGAGAUGCAGGACGCCCACGUGAUGCUGCCGGACAUGAGCGGCUGCAUGACGUCGCUGCCGGGAAACACGUCUCGGGUUUCGUACUUUGCCGUCUUCGAUGGUCACGGUGGAGCUCGAGCGUCUCGAUUCGCCGCCGAAAAUCUUCACCAGACUCUGGCCAAGAAGUUCCCCAGCGGAGAUCCUGAAAAUGUGGACAAACUGAUUAAGAAGUGUCUCCUGGACACUUUUAGACAGACGGACGAAGAGUUCCUGAAGAAAGCUUCCAGCCAGAAACCAGCCUGGAAGGACGGAUCAACGGCCACAUGUGUCCUGGUGGUGGACGACAUGGUGUACGUGGCCAACCUGGGGGACAGCAGGGCGGUUUUGUGUCGGAUGGAGGCGUCGGCAGCAGAUCAGAGGAGGCCGGUGACUCUGGCUCUGAGUAAAGAACACAACCCGACCAUCUACGAGGAGAGGAUGAGGAUCCAGAGGGCAGGAGGCACCGUCAGGGACGGCCGGGUCCUCGGCGUCCUGGAGGUGUCCCGCUCCAUCGGAGACGGUCAGUACAAACGCUGUGGAGUCAUCUCAAUCCCCGACCUGAGGAGGUGUCAGCUCACAGCCAAUGACAGGUUCAUCAUUCUGGCCUGUGACGGUUUGUUCAAAGUGUUUUCAGCCGACGAAGCCGUAAAGUUCGUCCUCAGCAUCCUCCAGGGCGGCGCUGUGGAGCAGCGUUCAGGCGUGACGGAGGAGGAGCUAAAGUUCGAAGCCGCCUGUCAGCAGUUGGCCAGCGAGGCGGUGAGACGAGGCUGUGCUGACAACGUCACUGUGAUCCUCGUUUCUAUUGGCUACUGAACAUACACAUCAUCACCGUCAUCAUCAUCAAUUCUUCUUCUGCUCGUUGUCUCGUCUGUUUUCCAAUAAAAAACUAAAAGUC
Messenger RNA from Amphiprion ocellaris (clown anemonefish), 1483 nucleotides. RefSeq names its product integrin-linked kinase-associated serine/threonine phosphatase (gene ilkap). The transcript is spliced from 10 exons. Gene Ontology annotation, biological process: protein dephosphorylation. Lineage: Eukaryota; Metazoa; Chordata; Actinopteri; Pomacentridae. The coding region runs from base 319 to 1401 and encodes 360 amino acids. Gene Ontology annotation, molecular function: cation binding; protein serine/threonine phosphatase activity. The record is from RefSeq and is a predicted model, not a curated record.